This is a messenger RNA of Scheffersomyces amazonensis, 789 nucleotides long. RefSeq lists its product as uncharacterized. NCBI's taxonomy places the organism in Eukaryota, Fungi, Ascomycota, Pichiomycetes, Serinales, Debaryomycetaceae. The record is from RefSeq and is a predicted model, not a curated record. Gene Ontology annotation, molecular function: ubiquitin binding. The coding region runs from base 151 to 759 and encodes 202 amino acids. The transcript has a single exon.
UGUAGUCUCAUCUAAGUUAAGGCCGAGUUUUCCCCGGAAGAAAAAAGAAGCUUCUCUCACCACACUCGAAAAAAUAAAUCGUUGAUAAAUUCAUUAUGUAAAUCACCUGUAGCAGUAAAGUACAGUGACUUGAAUUCAAUAAUAACUACAAUGGAUUCAUCUACCAUAAUUUUCAUUGCCACAUUGGCCAUAGCAUUUGUGUUCUUAAAAUGGUUAAUCACUCCUAUACCUAGCUCACAUGAACUUGAGCAAUCUGUCAAUCAAUAUCAGCAACAGCAACAGAACCAACAGGUUCAACAGAAUCAACAAGGUCAACAAGGUCAACCACAAAGACGUAGAAGACAAGUAACAGAUAGUAUGAUUGAAGUGGUUCAAGCCAUUGCUCCUACUUUGACUCGAGAACAAAUCAUUAUGGAUUUAAAUAAUACUGGAUCAGUCGAAGUAACCAUUGAAAGAUAUAUGGAAUUAGGUGGAUUACCAUUACCUCCAUCAACAGGUACUUCUACAGGUAUUUCUGAUAUUACAAAUAUUAAUGAAGCUUCUAGAACUUCUGGUACUACCAAUGAACCAGUUAUUCAACCUAGAAACGAAGCUUCUAAGAGUAAAUCUAGUAUUAAUUUAUUAGAGAAAUACGAUAUUAAAGUUGAUCAAGAUACUGCAAGUUUAGCAAAUAAGGAAUUCUCGGAAUUGACAUUCCAAGAAAGGAGAGCUCGAAUGAUAUUGGAUGCUAGAUCCAGAUAUGAACAGAGUUUGAAAUAAGUAAAUGGUUCAUGGGGGUAACUAUGUAUA